Molecule: messenger RNA, 2346 nt
Organism: Triticum dicoccoides
Lineage: Eukaryota; Viridiplantae; Streptophyta; Magnoliopsida; Poales; Poaceae
Product: metal tolerance protein 2-like
Exons: 12
Coding region: 37-1572 (511 amino acids)
Biological process (GO): transmembrane transport; monoatomic cation transport
Cellular component (GO): membrane
Molecular function (GO): monoatomic cation transmembrane transporter activity
Source: RefSeq, a predicted model, not a curated record
UCUCAUCAGAGCGCACCUCCUCCUCCCCUUGCGCGAAUGGGCCUCCGCUUCGCCCACCUCGCCGGCGGGGUCGCCCGAGCCGCCUUCUCUCGCCGUGGGCCACACCUCUCCGCAGCGUGCGCCCACCGCGUGCUCGCCCCUCUCGCCUCGCCGGGUGAGCCAAGCGGCGGCAACUGGCUCAUCCCUGCCCGCGGCCACGGUGGCCACUCCCACCACCACGGCGAGGAAAGCGGCGAGGCAUCUGAGAAGAUCUUCCGCUUGGGCCUCGCUGCUGACGUCGUCCUCACCGUAGGGAAAGCCAUCACCGGUUACCUCUCCGGCAGCACGGCCAUCACCGCCGACGCCGCUCACUCCCUCUCUGACAUCGUGCUGAGCGGGGUGGCUCUGCUGUCGUACAAGGCGGCCAAGGUUCCUAGAGACAAGGAUCAUCCGUAUGGUCAUGGAAAGUUCGAGAGUUUAGGAGCUCUUGGAAUUUCAAGUAUGCUGUUGAUUACUGCAGGUGGGAUUGCCUGGCAUUCUUUUGAAGUUCUUCAGGGAGUUAUGUCUUCUGCUCCUGAUAUAAUUGGCAACAUAUCACAGAUGAAUCACAACCAUGGUAGUGGUGGGCAUAAUCAUGCAAUAGAUUUGGAACAUCCAGUCCUUGCAUUGAGUAUGACAACCUUAGCAAUAUCUAUCAAAGAAGGGCUCUAUUGGAUUACGAAAAGAGCUGGGGAGAAGGAAGGGAGUGGGCUGAUGAAAGCUAACGCAUGGCACCAUCGUGCGGAUGCUAUUUCAUCUGUUGUUGCCCUAGUAGGGGUAGGUGGCUCCAUUGUUGGAUUACCUUAUCUUGAUCCACUAGCUGGCCUUGUUGUCUCAGGCAUGAUUCUUAAAGCUGGUGUCCAGACAGGAUACGAGAGUACACUAGAGCUUGUUGAUGCAGCUGUUGAUCCAUCGCUUCUAGAACCAAUCAAGGAAACAAUUGUGAAGGUUGAUGGUGUAAAGGGGUGCCAUCGGUUGAGGGGAAGGAAAGCUGGGACCUCCUUGUAUCUUGAUGUGCAUAUCGAGGUAUAUCCUUUCUUGAGUGUCAGUGCAGCACAUGAUAUCGGGGAAACUGUCCGUCAUCAUAUACAGAAGACGCAUAAUCAAGUUGCCGAAGUUUUCAUACACAUAGACCCCUCAUAUUCAAUGGGUGCUAACGUGGACAAAAAAAGGAUUUUGGAGAACUUGGAGAGAAGAAAUUCAGACGUUAUUCCACGUCAACGAAGUGCAGAAGCUAUGGUGUCCGAUAUAAUUUCCUCCCACCUUCCAAAGAAAAUGUGUCUUGAACAUCUGAUGCUGCAUUACUUACAAGGACGGGUGUUGCUUCAGGUCCAAGUUUCAAUGUCUCCAGAAAUUUUGAUUCGGGAUGCGAUGGACAUCGCAAAAAAAGCCGAGGAGGAGAUCAUGAAGGCUGACGCCAGCAUAUGUCAAGUCAGCGUACAGCUGAGAUUGGGGCAACAAAUUGAGCAACUUCAGCUGGCCGCAAGCAAAAGCGGAGCAAACGAUCUACUCCCUCCGUUCGGAUUUAGAUGUUGUGGGGGUUCUAAAAUUUGAACUACGAAACAUUUAUAAGAAACCCCCUGCGCAUCUUCAAAUUGUACAAAAAUAGACGAUGACAGGCGUGCGCGGCUCGCGCUUGAAGAAUCGGCCGCCGGCGAGGCUACAGGCCAGUGGAGCUCCAGCCGCCGGCCUGAUCCCGAUCCUUAUCCCCUGCCAAAAAUCUCCUGAAGCUCCUCCGCUGCCUCCGGCCGUGGAUCAACGGAAUCGAGGCCAUCUCCUCCCACCACGACCGCCGCUGCCCCCACGAGCUCGACGCCGACGGCCGACCUCAGUCCUCCCCGAGCCAGUCCGAGCUCCCCCGCGCCGAGAGCUACGCCCGCCUCGAACCACGCUUGUCGGAAAGCCACGAAUCAACUUAAUCGCCACCGUCCCCUCCCAAUCCGGUCGCUGCUUGCCGCCGCUGAAGCUCGUCACGGUAGCUCCUCCGGUAAACAAAAACAGCGGCGCUCAUGCUUCUGCUUCUGCUUCUGCAGCCGGUCGAGCUCGUGCUUCUGCUUCUCCCUGCAGCCGGUGGAGCUCGAGCUGCUGCUGCUUCCCUGCCUUCGAGUUCUUCUCUGAAGAAGUUACAGGUUGCUGCUGCUGCUCCUUGCUCUGAAAUUUUCUCAAAGAAUCUGAAAUUGCUGCUGCUCCUUGCUCUGAAAAAACAUUCCCCACUGAAAGCAUUGGAAUGAAUCAUAUAAUAACCAGUACUAGAUUUUUUAGCCUCUGCCUCUGCUACUGAAAUCGAAACUUGAAAAUGAAAUUGAAUUGAAUUGGAGUAUUAAAUCA